Molecule: messenger RNA, 6713 nt
Organism: Lemur catta (Ring-tailed lemur)
Lineage: Eukaryota; Metazoa; Chordata; Mammalia; Primates; Lemuridae
Gene: CRACD
Product: capping protein inhibiting regulator of actin dynamics
Exons: 9
Coding region: 171-3971 (1266 amino acids)
Biological process (GO): maintenance of gastrointestinal epithelium; negative regulation of barbed-end actin filament capping
Source: RefSeq, a predicted model, not a curated record
AAUUCCAGCCUUUUAAGAAGUUGUUUGGCAAAAGGAAAAAGAAAGAAGCAUCGUUGUCCCGGGAGGAGUCAGUGGGGAAGAAGAGUUACUCUGAGCAGAGUGUCAGCAAUGGGACUUUCUCUUCCGAUGAGGAGACGCUGGAGGACAGUCUAAGGUCCUUCAACUAUUCUAUGGGAACCCGGGCGUUUUCUCAUGACAGUAUUUUUAUCCCUGAUGGGGGAGCAGAAAGUGAGCAGACAGUUCAAGCAAUGUCACAGGACAACAUCCUGGGCAAAGUCAAAACUCUUCAGCAACAGCUGGGCAAGAAUAUCAAGUUUGGGCAGCGGCCGCCCAACGCCAUUCCCAUGAAGAAGGCGGGCAGUGGAGAGGCCAGCUUAGAAGAGGAGCUGCUCCCGACCAGUCCCAUGGAAAUUGUGACCCAGCAGGACAUCGUCCUCUCAGACACUGAGAACAGAUCCAGUGAUACGCCAGGUUCGCUGAGUCCUCUGAAUCUACCUGCAGCUGGAAGUGAGAUGGAAGAGAAGGUUGCUCCAGUUAAACCGUCUCGGCCAAAAAGGCACUUCUCUUCUGCUGGCACCAUCGAAAGUGUCAACCUAGAUGCCAUCCCCCUGGCCAUCGCUCGCCUGGACAACAGUGCUGCCAAGCACAAACUGUCCGUUAAGCCAAAAAACCAGAGGGUGUCAAAGAAGCACAGGCGGCUUGCCCGGGACCGACGAAAUGAGCAAGGUGGCCUUGAGAGCCAGCCCUCCCUGGAGCAGAACGGACACCUGGGAGAAGACAGGCAAAUCCGGCAUGAGGGGGAACCAGAGCCCCUGGAUUCCGAAGAGGAGAAAAGACGCCAAGAAGACUAUUGGCGAGAACUGGAGGCCAAGUGCAAGCAGCAAAAGGCGGAAGCGGCCGAGAAGAGACGCCUGGAAGAGCUGAGGCUGCAGGCGCUGGAGAGGCGGCUUUGGGAAGAGAACAGGAGGCAAGAGCUCUUGGAGGAGGAGGGCGAGGAAGAGGAGGACGAGGGGGAGGAGCUGCAGCUAGAGGCAGAAAAGGGGCAGCUGGAAGGGCAGAGGCAGAGCGUGGAACGGGAAGGUUGGCCAGAGCCGGAGCGGAGGGCGCGCGAGGAGCACGAGGAGGAGGAGGAGGAGGAGGAAGCGCGCAGGCGCGCGCAGGCCCAGGCCGAGGCCCAGCGCCAGCGGGAGGAGGAGGAGAGAAAAGGCGCGGAGGAACACCGAAGGCAGGAGGAGAGAAAACGGGCGGAGGAGCUCCAUAGGCAGGAGGAGGCGGAGGAGAGAAAACGGGUCGAGGAACACCGCAGGCCGGAGGAGGAGAGAAAAAGGGCUGAGGAGCUCCAAAGGCAGGAGGAAGAGGAGAGAAAAGGCGCGGAGGAACACCGCGGACAGGAGGAGGAGGAGAGAAAAGGCGCGGAGGAACACCGCGGGCAGGAGGAGGAGGAGGAGACACCGAGGCUCGGGGAAGAGCCCACCAGGCGGGAGGAGGAAGGGCCCGGGGAGGCGGCGCGGGGCCCCGAGCAAGAGGGACAGCUCGAGCUGGAGGACGGAAGGGGCCCGCGGAGCCCGCUUCAGGUUGACCUUGAGGAGAAGCCAGAAGGACAGGAAGACGCAAGACCCCAGGGGCAGAGGGCCGUCUCCGAGGAACCCAGUGCUGGCGAGGGCCCGGGCCCACAGGCCGAGGCGGCCGGAGCGCGGCAGGGGGAGAGGGGGCAUUUUCACGGGGACGGGCGCCCGGCGCUCGAGGCCGAGAGAGAAGCGGCGGGAACAGGCCGUGCCCAGAAAGGCGAGGGGCCGGGCGGGGACACGCGGCCGCCGGCGGAGAAGCAGGAGGCCGCGGCUCGAGAGAAGGACCGCCGGGCGGAGGCGCUGAGGUGGCAGGAGGUGGAGGAGAGGCAGGCCGCGCCCAGGCCCUACACGUUCCAGGUGUCCUCGGGAGGGAAACAGAUUCUCUUCCCCAAAGUCAGUCUGAGCCCCGUGACGCCCGCGAAGGACGCGGGACUUGUCUCGGCUCCCCAGGAGCCAAAGGCGCCCGCGUCCGGCGCGGCCCCCCACGCCCUGCCCUCGUCGCUGAGCGUCCCCCACACGGCCAUUCUGGUCACGGGGGCGCAGCUCUGCGGCCCGGCGGGCAGCCUGACCCAGAUCAAGGACACGGCGUGCAGGUCCCUCCUGGGCUUGUCGGAAGAAAGGAAGCACGUGGACGUCCCCGCCGUGGAGCCCCCACCCCGAAUGCCCGGCGACCCCCGGGCGGGCGGCGGGAAGGCCAGGCCUCCGCCGGAGCCUGCCGGCAGCGCGGCCGCGCUGGCCGAGUGGGCGUCCAUUCGGUCCCGGAUCCUGAAGAACGCGGAGAGCGACCCGCGCGGCGACAGGGAGCAGGCGAGGCCGGGCGACGAGCCCGCCGCCAGGGGCCGCUGCGAUUCCCGCGGGAACCCCCGGAAGACCCCGCCGCUGAAUGCGAAGUUCUCUAUCAUGCCUGCCUGGCAGAAAUUCUCGGAACCGAGCGCGGAAGCUGAGAGCGUUAGGAAAAGACCCAUAGUGGGAUCCGGCGAAGAGACAGCGCCUGCGCCUCCGCCUGCCGGUGCCCCUGAGCGCCGCAGGAGUCCCGAGAAGCUGGAGGUGCAGCAGGAACCAGCAGACACCACAGAGGGAUGCAAGUUUGCCAAAGACCUUCCAUCUUUCCUUGUUCCAAGCCUGCCUUACCCUCCGCAGAAGGCAGUGGCCCAUGCAGAGUGCACGAGCAUUUCGGACGGCGAGACCACCCAUGGCAUAGCAAAGCCAGACCCUGUGAUGCCGGGUGGGGAGGAAAAGGCCUCGCCUUUUGGAAUAAAAUUGAGAAGGACCAACUAUUCCUUGCGCUUCCACUGCGACCAGCAGGCAGAACAAAAGAAGAAGAAGAGGCACAGCAGCACGGGAGACAGUGUGGAGGGGGGCCCGCCUGCGGUGGGGAGCGCCCUGGGAGAGACGGAGACAGAGGAGGGGGCCGUCAAGCGCGGCCCCUCCCUUCCCCAAGAGAGGAAGCAGGCCCCAUCCACGCGGGGGGACCCUGCGGAAAGCCCUUCUGCUGCCGUAGCCCAGCCCAGAGCCCCACCCGCCAGCAGCCAGACCCCAGCUCCAGAGCAUGACAAGGCUGCAAACAAAAUGCCGUCGGCGCAGAAGCCAGCACUGGCUCCCAAACCCACCAGUCAGACCCCACCAUCAUCCCCGCUCUCCAAACUGAGCAGGCCCUACUUGGUGGAGCUGCUGGCUCGCCGAGCGGGGAAGCCCAACCUGGAGCCGAGCGAGCCGGCCAAGGAAGGCCAGCAGAGCAGCGAUCCCCAGCCACCAUCGCCCUCAGCCCCCGAGGAAAGGAAGGGACAGAAGGACGAGGAGGAAGAAGUGACAGAGAGGAAACCUGCUUCCCCACCUCUGUCUGCUGCUGAGCAAGAGAAGCCUUCCCAAACACCUGAGGCUGGGAGGAAAGAGAAGCCGCUGCUUCAGAGCAGGCACUCCUUGGAUGGCUCCAAACUCACGGAGAAAGCGGAAGCCGCACAGCCGCUGUGGAUAACGUUAGCGCUGCAAAAGCAAAAGGGCUUUCGGGAGCAGCAAGCAACUCGGGAGGAGAGGAAGCAGGCCAGAGAGGCCAAGCACGCAGAGAAGCUCUCCAGAGAAAAUGUCGGUGGCAGCCCGCAGCCUGCAAGUGGCAGUGGCAGCAGAGCGGGUUCGCUGCAGAAGCCCACCGCUCAGCCCGAAGAGAAGAAGCCUGAGACUGCGGCGUCCAGGCUCGAGCGCAGAGAACAGCUGAAAAAGGCCAACACUCUUCCUACGUCUGUGACAGUGGAGAUCUCCGAUUCGGGCCCCCCGGCGCUGGUGAGGGAGGUCACCAAGAGGUUCUCCACCCCCGAUGCCGCCCCCGCGUCCACAGAACCAGCCUGGCUGGCUUUGGCCAAAAGGAAAGCGAAAGCCUGGAGCGACUGUCCGCAGAUUAUUAAGUAAAGUGACUCUUACCCUUUCCUGUCGCCGGUUGUUGGCUCCUCUCUUGCCCUUUUUAUUUAUUUAUUUUUUAUAUGAGGUGAAGAGACCAAGCUAGGGAAAAGAAGCAUGUUUCAUAGGCUCUAAAGUAAUGUCCAGAAACAGAACUGGGGGUGGUCAUUGUAAAGAGUGUUCGCACAACCCUCGGUGCUGGUGCCUUGAGCUCCUCCUAGUUCUCAAGAGAAGAUUCCGUCCAAGGGACCCCAGGAAGCAAAACCUCUGCAGUAAGAUCUCCUCGUGAGCCUGCCACGCCCUCCGUGGCCCUGCCCCCCCCCCACACCCACGGCCCAUUCAGAACACAUACUUUUGCCAAUCUUUGUAGUGGCUUUUUGAUUCUCUUUUGUCCAAAAUAGUUACCCCACCAUAUGUUUGGGGAUGUUUAUCGUUUCUGCAGUUACAGUGAAAGGAUCGUGUGUAGAUAGAAACAAGAAUGCCUGUUCUCCUGAACGCAGUGAGUAACUGGGACUCACAAGGGACAGUCUGGCUCCCAACUCUGUGCCCGUGUCCGUUUUCAUGAAUUUUCCCCACCCUGAAGCUGUAACACAGAAGACGGGUCCAUUGACACUUAGACCACACUGUGCAUCCAGUGUGAGGCCCCGUUAUACUGAUACCCUCCUACAUACAUGCGGAGUAUUUGGCCCAGUUGGCUCCCAGGGAGCGUUUGUAUUUAAUAUGGUGAAGACAGGAAAUUCUUUUUCAGAGCCACAAGUUCUCUUUCUGUCUCGAAAAAUCCCCAUCUGGUACAGUGGUUCUUAAGAUGUCCGGGCUCUCUCCCAGGCCUGCUGAAUCAGAGCCUUUAAGGACGGGGUCAGGAAUGUAUAUUCUGACAAAGACUCUUCAGAUGGAUUCUGAUAUAUCCCAAAAGUUAAGAACCUUGGAAUAGACUGAUACUGGUGUAAUCCAGUUUUUCAGACGCUGAAGGGGAGGCUCAUUCACCCAAAAAGCAAAAGUGAGACAGGAAAAACAAAACAACCCCCUAAAAUAGCCAUUUAUUACAAGCAACAACAGGCUAUUGACAUUACAUGUCUCUGAAAAUUCCCUUUGCUCUUUAGAGAAAAUUAACAGGAAGCCAAGAUUUGGAGUUUUUGUACUAAGGACUUCCUGCAGAAAGUUUUUUCUUUAUUGUAAUUUAGACUCAAAUGUUCAGCAUUCACCUUGCUACCUUUAAAAAAAAAAAUCUGAGUUUUAAGUGGCCUUGUUAUUAUCAUACACAUGUGCAUACAGAGAACGAACUUGACAGUUGAAAAGCUACAUAUAUUCACUUUUAUUUACCUUAAUCUGCUUUUCAUGAAACAUAGACAUACCAGAAAACCCACAUAUUGCUGGUACUAACUUUAUAUUUCAUAGUGUUGGCAUUAUCCCCUUUUCUUAGAUUCUUACUCUAAAAUACAGGUACAAAUCCUUUGCCCAGUGCAAAGAGAAUUAAAACCCAUUUUCUUCUCCUUCAAAACAUGUUUUAUUUGUAUCUGUCAUUACUUUCCUUCAUGCUCACUCAAUAUGCAAGGUCCUGUUAUUCUAUCAUAUACCUUAAACGAUGACAGCAAAGUUAUUUACCAUGUAAACCAUCUCUCAUCUCCUAGAAACAAUGGCUCAGCCUCACUGUAGCAGCUGGCAUGUGUGGUAAAGUGGAUAGUCACUCUGCAAGUUGUAUUUAAUAUUAUAUAUACUGGACCUUCAGACUGUUAAGAAUCAAUGUAACUUUUUUUAUUGCUAUGGUAAGCAAUUAAUAUUCCAGUGCACGUGUUCCAUACUAAUGUUCAUUUCUAAAUCUAAUAUAUAGGCAUUAUUGGUUCCAAUGAUUUCCUCACUAAUAUAACAAUUUUUAAUGGGAAUCUUUCCACUGAGAGCCCUGGAAUUACAGUGCUACAAGCAGUUCUUCUGAAUUGACUUUUUCUUUCAUCCUGUCAGGUUUGUACAGUAUCACAGCAAUGGCAGGGACCAGGUGAGGAAAUAAGAUUAUCAUUAACAAAGCAUGGUAGAGGAGUCACCUCUGUACUGGCUCAGAUACCAGUGAGCUCAUGCAAAGUGGGAGAAAUAACCUUAGUUAAAUAUUUUCCAUCAAAGUCAAGAGUAUACCGAAGAAAGGGCAGUCACAGUACUUCCUUUUAACAACUUCUAAAGGGUAUGUGUUUAACAUUUCAUUUAAAAAUCACCCCAAAUUUGCACUAAAUACCAAUGAAGUGUUAUUUUGCUUUAGUUGUGUUGCAGUCUUUUUCUGAGCAACCGAACCAUGGGGAAAUUCUGUAAAAACAUGAAAAGUUCAAGACUUUUUUUUUUUUUUUUUUUAAAUGAAUGAUUUCUAUGUUAAGUACAUAAACUUUUUUUAAAAAUUUCAACAAACAUACACUUCUCCUGGCAAGGUUAUAGAUGAUUAACCUCUGUUCAUAGACUUAUAUAUAAAACUAGAGUUUUUUGUUUACUUUUUUAAUUUUUCAAGUGCAAUUGUUUCUUACACAAACAUUACUAUUAUCAUUUUAGCCAGUUAUCUGCAAAUGUAUAGUAUGUAUUGUCUCUUCUUGUGACGUUUAGUUUAUUUUAAAGCAGAAACAUUAAAGUGUCUUGCAAUAUUUUUACCAAUAAAAAUUAAGUAGACUUAAUGCAAAUAUGUUAGUGUGAUUUGAAUAUUAUUUUGAGAUUUUGGUUGUAUAAAGUUUUAAUGUAAAAUGUUCAUCAUUGAAGGGAAAAGAUCUUUCAAUAAAAAAUACC